UUGGCAGCUCCAGCCAUGCUCUACUGGACAAGUCCCUGGAGGAGAGCUUCAUGUUUCCCUAUCACUUGAGUCCUGAGGACGAGAGCCAAAGUAAGAAUCAACCACACCAAGCUGUUUUUCAUUAGGAGACCUGGGGAAGAAUGCAUGAUUGACUUAUUAAAUAAAUCACAUAGAACUCUCUCCCAUAUCAUCAGUAUGAAAUAUUCAGUGUCUACAGAUGUAGGAUCUUAAUUUGAUCACUAUUUUGUUGCUGAUAAUUUUCCUGCACAGCAGGAAAUGUAAACUUGUAGUGUAUUUGAGUUUUAAAAAUGCUUCUAAAGUUUGUAAUUUCCACUUUUAAAUUGUAUCAACCACUACACAAAUGUGCAUGAAUUAUAAUCCCCAUAAUAAUUCACUUUUCCUGUUGCUACAGGAUAAUUUUCCUGCUGCAGCAAACUGGAUCAAAUUAAGUUCCUACAUCUGUAUGGAACCCAACCUGUUUAGUGUCAUUAAUGAUCAUGUGUGUCAGGGACAAUGGGGUUCCGGUGUCUGUUGCUAUUGAAUGUGUUACGUUAUAGGGCUGCCGUUUCUCUUAGGUAGUAGUAUGUGUGGUCUGCAGAGAGUGAAUCAAUGUUUAAAACUAUAGAAAGAACUAAUCUAAUACCCAAAAGUAACUACUAUUCAUGUGUAAUUACAUGAUUCUGACAUGCAAAAACGUGGUAUAUUUGGAAAGAAGACAUCUGGGAGAUUAUGAGGAAAUGAUCAGAAGAUAGAUAGGAGUUACAUAGUUCAGAAUACACAAGAUCAAGCACAAACAAAAUAACCGUUUUUUGUUGUUGUUUUUUUACUCAUCUUUCAUUGACAAGCGAUAAGUAAAUUAUUGAUGACUAGAGCUGCAAACACAUCAGAUGGCUUCCACAACAUGUGAACAGAAAAAAAAAUGGGAUUGAUAGACCUAACAACUGGAAAUGGGCAGAUGUUUUAGUAAGUGGUGUCAGGUGUGGUCAUGGGAUGUUUCCAAGUGUCCCUAAACCUCUCCAAAGUGGCAUAUGUCUGUAAAUUAGAUAAUUCCAGUGCUAUUACAUAUUUGCAAUCCCUAAAUGCUAUUUGUUCAGUAUAAAAACACAAUUUCUACCAUGUCAACCUCACUCAAACAUUGUGGUGGUGUUAUGGGGUAUCCAGGGUACAUUCAAGUGUCCUUUCAACCUCUCCAAAGUGUCCGAAUGUGGUAAUUGCACUUUUUUUGCACACUGGAUGUGCCUAAAAGUUAUUGUUCACUAUAAAAACUAAAUUCCUACAACAUCAACCUCUCUCAAACAUUGUGGUGGUGUCGGGGGACAUACAGGGGAUAUGGAUCAUAUUUUUGAUGCGCAAAGAUAUAGUCACUCGGUGGACAUUCGAUAUUGCCAUUAAGUCAUACAUCAUCAGAUAACAUUGGCAAUAGGCUAGAGUUGUUCCUACCAACCUAAUGAUUCAUUUGAUACCCCCCAUGUAGCUAUAGCUCAAACACAGACCAAAUCGAAGCUUACCUUGUAAAAUGUUUGCUGUUUGGUGAAAACGUUGUGUAAAAUAAACAUUUUGACUCUCGGGGCUGGUGAUCAAGAACGGUAGGUCAUAGGCAGACAAAUAAGAUAUCCUCAUGAUCUGUGGAGUCCCGGCUUUCGGUGUGUAUCAACGUAUUCCGUGUUUAUUUCAUUUAUGCUUCACAACGCUAACCGGAAUGUAUGUAGCAGCCAUCUUGAAAUGGGGUCAUUGGCUCGGCCUGCCCUUAUAAAUUCGUAUGCCCAUAUAUGGUAGUACGUCAUACCAAAGAUUUGAAGGCACCGAUCAAUAACCAAGAUACUCAGCUUUCGGCAGACAUCCUACUUUUGCAGAUAGGGGCUACCGUUCUCAUACCAGACUGAAUUGAAUAAAAAAAAUCGAAUAGGGUCCCCAAAUAUUAUUAAGAGUUAAAUGAAGACCCUCUUGAAAUUGAGUUUCACACAAAAAUCCUCAUCUACAUUGUUUAUUUACGACCAAAACUUGUCUUUAUAGUAACCCAUCCAACUGCAUUUCAAUAAAAUGGAUUUCAUUCAAUUUUCCACCUAACCACUUCCAUUCUGAUAUUUCUGUGUCCCAGAGGAAAGCGAUGUGGUUUUCUUAUUAGUGGUUUCACUCCUUCAGGACCCAUCACAUGACUCCCUCCACAUUCACUUGGGUUAGAUUGGGAUUGUUAGAUUCCCCAUGACAAUUGUGGAGCCCCUAAAAAUUUAUAUUUUCCUCUUCCAGACUGACAUUCCCUGGUCUUCUCUGAUUAGUUGUUUUUAUGUUUGAUCAUUCACAAAUCACUAGUUGGUGCUAGGCUUCAUCAGACACCAAGGAACGUUCUUAGUCUGCACUAUAAAACACUUUUGUAUUGUCUUGUCGGUGUCUUGUUGGAGGAAUGCUACAUAUAUCCUGCACUGUACUUUGGGAAAGUUCAAGCGCUAAUGGAAUCAGUCUGAAUAAGGUCAUUUUAAUCUAGCCUGGUUGAUGAGAAGAAAGUGUACUGAAUAUGUACUGACAUGAGUCAUUUGUGCGUGAGUGUGUGUGUGUCUAGUAGCAUUAUGUUAAAUUAUGGCUUUUUGUUAAGGCUCAGAUAUGCUUUAUAAUGGGUUUUCAAUGUUAAACCCCCCGAAAAAUUCAACUAAUUAUGCUAUAUGCCUGUAUUUGGUUUGGCAUCUGCUGUUCUUAGAGAUAGUCAGAGUGGUCUACUUAUUGUCACUGACAAAUGUGCUUUCAGGUAAUGCAUGUCAGAAAGCUCCUUUGGUACAAGUGGAAAGUGUCAGUGACCGCUAUGAGGCUACCAAUUAUGUGGAUCACUCUGCAUUACUUGUCUGAAUAUGUUCCGAAUGACAGUAGAAACAGUAAAGCCUUCUAACUGUGGUAACUGUACCAAGGACAUGUAAAUACUUUAGCCAAUUUCCUGUAACCAUAAUGGUUUCAAAUGAUAUUGCCCUGAAAUUUGGUUCAUUUCUACUAAUUUCACCCAUGGGCAUUUGGAGUUUUACUUCUCAUGUAAGGAACUACUGGUAGAAUGGAGUAUACAGUUAAGGAGUUGUGAUGUCCUCAUCUCAUCAUACUUCUGAAGCAGGCAGCCAUGUUGGCCUAAAUUGGCAUCAGAUGAGGAUCAUUAGUUCCAUGUCUUUCUGUCAUUCAUUUGUAGAAUUAAGUUCAACUCAUUUGAUUACAAUCAGGUGGAGUUUCCCUCUUGAUUUCCAUGUUGAUGUGAAUGAAUACGGUAAUGAACACAGUACAAUAGAAAUGACAUCCUGCAGUGGCCAAUGUUUAGCAAGAAUGUGUGACCAGUCCAUAGAGUCAGUCUCAGACCUAAUGGAUCUCUUUAUCCUCACUCCUGCAGCUACCUCUUGUGAUUUUGAAUCGCCUUGCUCCUGGACCUUCUCCAAUCACAGCAUCAGAAAUGACUGGAGGGUAAUGUCACCACAGCAACACAGAUCAAGCACACAGGCCAUGAAGCCGGUCAGCGACCAUUCGGAGGGGAGCUCUGACGGUAAGGGAGGAAGCACAGUCACAAAGAGAAUACUCCAUGUGUGUUUCACUCACACCUUUAAUGUGCUACUCCUUUCAUCUCACUGAGAGCAUAGUGUAGUAUACUGUAUACAGGGAGAUGUAAUGGAGUCGUUAGAGAGAUGGCGACGUGUGUUGAGCACUGGGGGGGGACCCAGCCAAAAGAAAAGGGGCUACGGUGUGUAACACUGUAAGUAGGUAUACAGUGCAUUCGGAAAGCAUUAAGACCCCUUGACUUUUUCCGCAUUUUAUUAUGUUACAGCCUUAUUCUAAAAUUGAUCAAAUUAAUGUUUUUCCUCAUCAAUCUACACACAAUACCCCAUAAUAACAAAGCGAAAACAGGUUUUAAGAAAUUUGUGCACUUUUUAAUAUAUAUAUUUUUUUUUACAGAAAUACCUUAUUUACUGAAGUAUUCAGACCCUUAGCUAUGAGACUCGAAAUUGAGUUCAGGUGCAUCCUGUUUCCAUCGAUCAUCCUUGAGAUGUUUCCACAACUUGAUUGGAGUCCACCUGCGGUAAAUCCAAUUGAUUGGACAUGAUUUGGAAAGGCACACACCUGUCUAUAUAAGGUCCCACAGUUGACAGUGCAUGUCAGAGCAAAAACCAAGCCAUGAGGUCGAAGGAAUUGUCCGUAGAGCUCCGAGACAGGAUUGUGUCGAGGCACAGACCUGGGGAAGGGUACCAAAACAUUUCUGCAGCUUUAAAGGUCCCCAAGAACACAGUGGCCUCCAUCAUUCUUAAAUGGAAGAAGUUUGGAACCACCAAUACACUUCCUAGGGUUGGCCGCCCUGGCCAAACUGAGAAAUCGGGAGAGAAGGGCCUUGGUCAGGGAGGUGACAAAGAACCCGAUGGUCACUCUGACAGAGCUCCAGAGUUCCUCUGUAGAGAUGGGAGAAUCUUCCAGAAGGACAACCAUCUCAGCAGCACUCCACCAAUCAGGCCUUUAUGGUAGAGUGGCCAGACGGAAGCCACUCCUCAGUAAAAAGCACAUGACAGCCCCCUUGGAGUUUGUCAAGAGGCACCUAAAGACUCUCAGACCAUGAGAAACAAGAUUGUCUGGUCUGAUGAAACCAAGAUUGAACUCUUUGGCCUGAAUGCCAAGCAUCACGUCUGGAGGAAACCUGGCACCAUCCCUACGGUGAAGCAUGGUGGUGGCAGCAUCAUGUUGUGGGGAUGUUUUUCAGCGGCAGGGACUGGGAGACUAGUCAGGAUUGAGGGAAAGAUGAACGGAGCAAAGUACAGAGAGAUACUUGAUGAAAACCUCCUCCAGAGCUCUCAGGACCUCAGACUGGGGCGAACAGGACAAUGACCCUAAGCACACAGUCCAAGACAAUGCAGGAAUGGCUUCGGGACAAGUCUCUGAAUGUCCUUGAGUGGCCCAGCCAGAGCCCGGACUUGAACCCGAUCAAAUAUCUCUGGAGAGACCUGAAAAUAGCUGUGCAGCCACACUCCCCAUCCAACCUGACAGAGCUUGAGAGGAUCUGCAGAGAAGAAUGGGAGAAACUCCCCAUAUACAGGUGUGCCAAGCUUUUAGCGUCAUACCCAAGAAGACUCGAUGCUGUAAUCCCUGCCAAAGGUGCUUCAACAAAGUACUGAGUAAAGGGUCUGAAUACCUAAAAACCUGUUUUUGCUUUGUCAUUAUGGGGUAUUGUGUGUAGAUUGAUGAGGGUAAAAAAAUGGCUGUAACGUAACAAAAUGUGGAAAAAGUCAAGGGUUCAGAAUACUUUCCAAAUGCACUGUAUGUGCAGUAGGAUAAUGUAGCAUAUUUCCCCUCAUCUUUUUGAUGUGUUGUUUUGCUUUAAAAUCAACUGAAAAUACUGCUUUCAGUCAGAACAAUACAAAUACUUCCCUUUGGGUUGGGUUUUUCGUCCAAACAUUUCAAAUUAUUGUCUGUCUCCCUCCCUUUCUAGGUCACUUCCUGCUUUUGAGUCCCUCCUCUUCCUCCAGGGCGUCUAGGAAGUGUGAAUACUAUAUCACUAGUCCAGUGGUCUACAGUAGUGGCCCACUAUGCCAUCUGCAGCUGGCCCGCUUUGAGUCGGGGCUCACCGCUGGAAAUCUCUCAGUCUUAGUGAAACCAGUCAACUCAGCAUCUGUCAUCAGUACGUCAGCUCUCAGUGGCAGAGCCCAAGAUGGCACCAGGUCAGCAUGUUUUGAUUUACGCUCAUGUUUAGCCUCUUAUGUUUCGAUUUUAGGCUCAUUUUUAUCUUCUUAUAUUUUGAUUUUACUCAGUACUUUACUCAGUAUGGAA
Messenger RNA from Coregonus sp. 'balchen', 5772 nucleotides. Lineage: Eukaryota; Metazoa; Chordata; Actinopteri; Salmoniformes; Salmonidae. The record is from the annotation of a GenBank genome assembly.